AUGAGGGCCCGCGAGUGGCCCAGGGGCCAUCGGGCCACUAACUACUCGAGGUGGUCCAUAGCCACUGCACCAUAUGAGGUGAGUGUGAUACAUCCGUGUAACAAGCCAGCCUUGCUCGCGCGGAUUGGGACCCACGGGACCGGGGACGUGGCCCCCUUCAGGGCCCGCGAGUGGCCCAGGGGCCAUCGGGCCACUAACUACUCGAGGUGGAGCGUAGCCACUGCACCAUAUGAGGUAGAGUGGCAGUCUGACUACGAGCCGUAUCUAGUGGUCCACCGUUCAGUUCCCAAGUACGACACGCGCUUCUCCGGCUUCGGAUGGAAUAAGGUAUCCCACAGCGUGGAGUUGCGCGCUCAAGGCUACCGGCCUGUGGUCCUCCCGGGGGCGUUUGUAGUUCACACGCCGCACGCGCCGUCACCCGACAUCACUGCCUUCAGAGCCAACCCGCACUAUCGCAUGUGA
Ostrinia nubilalis (European corn borer) is the source of this 462-nucleotide messenger RNA. Its product is annotated as xylosyl- and glucuronyltransferase LARGE2-like. Bases 1 to 462 code for a protein of 153 amino acids. The record is from RefSeq and is a predicted model, not a curated record. Lineage: Eukaryota; Metazoa; Arthropoda; Insecta; Lepidoptera; Crambidae. The transcript is spliced from 4 exons. Gene Ontology annotation, molecular function: xylosyltransferase activity; glucuronosyltransferase activity. Gene Ontology annotation, biological process: protein O-linked glycosylation via mannose.